This is a messenger RNA of Acanthoscelides obtectus, 504 nucleotides long. NCBI's taxonomy places the organism in Eukaryota, Metazoa, Arthropoda, Insecta, Coleoptera, Chrysomelidae. The record is from the annotation of a GenBank genome assembly.
AUGGUGGACAACAGCUGCGUCAUCGAAGGAACAGUCAAGUUCAGGGACGGAAAGAAAGAGCUGUUAUCAUUUUUACCUGACGUGCUGCAGGUAUGGGGACUUUUAUCGCCUGCUAGAUUUGUAACGCCGAUGACAGCAGGCGCAAGACCCAGAAUGCGAUUUGUGACAACCCUUGUUUACUUUGCGGCUGUGUAUACACUCUAUUCUGAAGGAAAGAGCAAAAUAGCAAAAGUCUUAGACGAGAAGCUUUUUCAACAAGAUUCCACGCAACUUCCCAAAGCCGUUUCUACUUGCAAGUUUGAUACAAGCAAUUCAGGUGCUACAUUAAGAAGUGUUAGAUUAAAAUCUUAUACCACAUAUUCUUCAGAAGUAUAUUAUAGUGGUAGGAACGAGAACUACUAUGAUGAAAAGUACAUAUCCAAUAUGCCUGUGCUAUGGCGCAGCAUGAGUUUCAUAGCCUGCUGUCAGCGCCCGCUGAGAGAAGGCAAAUUUGCCAAGUUUUGA